Vespa crabro (European hornet) is the source of this 1608-nucleotide messenger RNA. RefSeq names its product UDP-glucuronic acid decarboxylase 1 (gene Uxs). NCBI's taxonomy places the organism in Eukaryota, Metazoa, Arthropoda, Insecta, Hymenoptera, Vespidae. The coding region runs from base 229 to 1605 and encodes 458 amino acids. The record is from RefSeq and is a predicted model, not a curated record. Gene Ontology annotation, biological process: D-xylose metabolic process. Gene Ontology annotation, molecular function: UDP-glucuronate decarboxylase activity; NAD+ binding. The transcript has 5 exons. Gene Ontology annotation, cellular component: cytoplasm.
UAAUCAUACGCGAUAUCGUGAUCACUUAGGAAGGCUACCGUUUAUAUUUGCGUUACGCGUCGGGAGCCAACUAUUUCCGAGGUUAUGUUCGUUUGAGUUGUGUUUUGAAAAAUGCACGAUCCACCUACGGUUUCUCUGUUCCACAUAGGAAACCAUAUCGAUGUGUUGGCACUCUAAUGAGAACAGUGAUCAAAAUAUAUUAAAGUGCGACAUGUGCAAUACAAAAGCAUGGUCAUCACCCAGAGAAAGAUGAAACAGCUUGCCCUAUCCAUCGUUUGUAUUAUUCUAGUUCUAGGAUUCUACAAAGGUUUGGUAAGUACAGAAGUCGAAGAAGAUUAUUCUCCGUCUCGGCAAAACAUAAACAAGGUGGAACGUAUAAGGAAGUUUCAAAAAAAAAAUGAAAACGAAUUGCUACUAGAGAAGAUCGAAGGUAGAGAUGAAUAUGGUGGUAGACUUAUUGGCAAUAACGAUAUCAAGGAUAUCGAGGAGGCUAAAAUUCGUAUACGGGAGCUCGAAGGUAAAUUACGUCAUCUCGAAGCGAAGAUCGAGAAUCGGGUGCCGAAGGAUUUUCCUACGGUGAAGUUCCUCAAUUAUAAAAAUCGUAAAAGGAUAUUGGUUACCGGUGGAGCUGGUUUCGUUGGUUCACAUUUGGUCGAUCGAUUGAUGUUGGCUGGUCACGAAGUUAUAGUUGUGGAUAAUUUUUUUACCGGACGAAAGAGAAAUGUUGAGCACUGGGUCGGCCAUGAGAAUUUCGAAUUGGUACAUCACGACAUCGUAAGGCCAUUGUAUUUGGAAGUUGAUGAGAUCUAUCAUUUGGCCAGUCCAGCCAGUCCACCUCAUUACAUGUUGAAUCCUGUUAAAACAAUUAAAACUAAUACGCUUGGUACUAUAAAUAUGUUAGGACUCGCCAAGCGAGUUGGAGCACGUGUAUUAAUUGCCAGUACGUCCGAAGUUUAUGGGGAUCCUAACGAGCAUCCCCAGAUGGAGACUUACUGGGGUCACGUUAAUCCUAUCGGUCCAAGAGCGUGCUAUGACGAAGGGAAAAGAGUCGCCGAAACUUUAAGUUACGCCUACAUGAGACAAGAAGGUGUGUCAGUACGAGUAGCACGAAUUUUUAAUACUUUUGGACCAAGAAUGCACAUGAACGAUGGACGGGUCGUAUCAAAUUUUAUUCUUCAGGCUUUGCAAAACGAUUCGAUCACCAUUUAUGGUAAUGGAAAGCAAACAAGAUCUUUUCAGUAUGUCACAGAUUUGGUAGAUGGAUUGGUUGCCUUAAUGGCUUCUAAUUACACGUUGCCCGUAAAUAUCGGCAAUCCGGUUGAACACACCAUCGAAGAAUUCGCCUUUAUUAUAAAGGAUUUAGUUGGUGGUACUAGUAAAAUAGUUGAACUUGCCGCGGUAGAAGACGAUCCACAAAGAAGAAGGCCAGAUAUUAGCAGAGCAAAAAAAUAUUUAAAUUGGCAACCAAAAGUUCCUUUAGCCGAAGGUUUGAAAAAAACUAUCAUGUAUUUUGCGAAAGAAUUGCAAAGAACGAUGCACUCGCAAAAGGAUAGUAUUAAACAUUCAUCUUAUAAAAAUGAUCAUGAUAUAAUAGAUCAUCUCUAAGAG